CAGAGAGAGUUGAAAAGAGUCGGUUCCAAACAAUGCUAUAUCGGAUUAUUCUGUGAUUUCUUCUACAAGGAUGAAUACUAACAUGUCGUUGUUCUUUGGAUCUUAUCAGAAUACUUCUACAAAUGUCAACGUCGUUUAUAAUGAUGGAAAUGAGGACACAUAUGUGUUCAACGUAACGCAGCAAGUCUACGGGUCUUCACCACAUAUGAUAACAGACUAUAUCCAGAAAUACGUAAUUCCAAUAAUAUGUGUCUUAGGAUUGAUUGGAAACACAAUAGCAUCUUUGGUUUUCUUGCAAAAACCUUUACGGAAACGUUCGUGCAGCAUUUUUCUUACCGUAAGAGGCUUUUCUGAUAAUGGAUUUCUUUUUACACUCCUUAUAAUUUGGAUAUCACGAACAUUCGAGUUACGUUUAGGGGAAAUCAGGAAUUCAUGUCAAAUCAUAAUAUUCCUCACUUAUGUGUGCGGAUGUAUAUCAGUUUGGUUAGUUGUUUUCCUAACUGCAGAAAACUACAUUCGAAUUUGUCGUCCAUUUAUUGUAAAUAGAGUAUGCACGACAAAUGUAGCUAGGUUUGCCGUUGGGAUCCUUUUUGUGGUCAGCGUCUGCAUCUAUAGCUUUCCGUUUUGGGCGAUGAACCCCGAUACUUGUAUUCCGUACGCGCAGUAUUAUAAAACAGUGCAGAUAUUUAUAUAUGCAGAUACUCUUUUAACACUAGUAGUGCCUUUAAUAUGUAUAACAUUAGUAAUGACAGCUAUUGUUUGCAGUCUUUUAAAGUCUUACAACAGAAGAAGUAGACUCCGGGCUCCAACAGCGAAACGAGUAAAAAAUCCCAUGGCAAAGGUUACGAAAAUGUUAUUUGCUGUGACAGUCACAUUCAUAUGCCUAAAUUUACCAUCACAUAUUAACCGUCUCAGGAUUAUGAUUUCUUCAAUAUUCGCGGCAGAAGAACAACAAGGACAUUAUUCCUCAUUAGAAGAGGCGAUUCAACAAAUCACGUUACUUGUGUAUUACAUUUCACUGACAACAAAUUUGAUAGUUUAUUACAUAUUUGGAAGUAGAUUCAGAAAGGUGCUUAAAGACAUGACGUUUUUACCAAGUUUAAACUGUUCAAAUGAGAAAAAUGUUAACAAAGACAUGUACAAGAUGAACCGAAUGAUAACUAAACUAAGAAAAUUUGAAAAUAAAACAGAAAGUGUAGAGAUUACGGCGGUAUAGACAGUUGUCAACAGGCUACCGACAAAACAUGCCUGAACACAAUUGACAAUCGUUGGAUUUUGUUGGCUCGACUAUGAAUCAGCAUGAUUAUAUUGAUAACUAUAAAAUAUCUUUAUCAAUAUUUUUGCAAACACGAUAUUUAUGGUAUAUGUAUAAAUAUGAUAUAUUUAACGUUUGUCCAUUUUCAUAAAAACUCAUAUUUAUAUAUCAUGAUAUAAUA
Ruditapes philippinarum (Manila clam) is the source of this 1436-nucleotide messenger RNA. RefSeq names its product C-C chemokine receptor type 1-like. Bases 71 to 1216 code for a protein of 381 amino acids. The transcript is spliced from 2 exons. Gene Ontology annotation, cellular component: plasma membrane. NCBI's taxonomy places the organism in Eukaryota, Metazoa, Mollusca, Bivalvia, Venerida, Veneridae. The record is from RefSeq and is a predicted model, not a curated record. Gene Ontology annotation, biological process: G protein-coupled receptor signaling pathway. Gene Ontology annotation, molecular function: G protein-coupled receptor activity.